This is a messenger RNA of Cherax quadricarinatus, 1728 nucleotides long. Lineage: Eukaryota; Metazoa; Arthropoda; Malacostraca; Decapoda; Parastacidae. The record is from the annotation of a RefSeq genome assembly.
AUGAUGUGGGGUGCCUAUAGUCAUUUAGUGAGUUUAGUGUUUUUGUUAUUUAGGGCAUUGGGUUUUAUUUUAUUUAGUUUGGUGAGAAUAAGCUUGAGGUCUUCUUAUGUAAUUGAGUGAGAGCUUUUUUCUUUAAAUUCUUCCUCUGUUGUAGUGACUUUGAUUUAUGAUUGAGUAAGGUUCUUAUUUUUAGGGGUGGUUUUAUUUAUCUCCUCUACGGUAAUAUACUAUAGGGGGGAUUAUAUGAGCGGGGAUAAGAGGUACAGGCGAUUUAUAUAUUUAGUUUUUGGUUUUGUUUUAUCUAUAGGGGCUUUGAUUAUUAGCCCGAAUUUAAUUAGAAUCCUUUUAGGUUGGGAUGGAUUGGGGUUAAUUUCUUAUGUAUUGGUAAUUUAUUACCAAAACGAGAAAUCAGCUAAUGCAGGUAUAUUGACAGUUUUGUCAAAUCGGAUUGGAGACGUUGGGAUUUUAUUGAGUAUUUCUUUAUUUUUUAUGCUAGGGGGUUGAAAUUUUAUUUUUUAUGAAAGGUAUUUGAGUGGGAAUUUUUUAUUAUUGAAAAUUUUAGUGUGUGUUGCUGCUAUAACUAAGAGAGCUCAAAUUCCGUUCUCGGCUUGACUUCCAGCAGCUAUAGCUGCUCCUACUCCAGUUUCAGCUUUAGUUCAUUCUUCAACACUAGUUACAGCUGGCGUUUAUAUUUUGAUUCGCUUUAGUGGGGCUUUAAGAGGUUCAUGUGUACAAAGGGUUUUGUUGAUUGUUUCCUGCUUAACCAUAUUUAUAGCGGGCUUGGGGGCUAAUUUUGAGUUUGAUUUGAAAAAAAUUAUUGCCUUGUCAACUUUGAGGCAAUUGGGCGUGAUAGUGAGUAUUUUAUCUUUAGGGUUUGCUGAUUUAGCUUUUUUUCAUUUAUUAACUCAUGCUUUAUUUAAGGCUUUACUGUUUAUGUGUGCGGGGAUGGUAAUUCAUAGAGUUAAAGAGUGUCAAGAUAUUCGUAAUAUGGGUAGGUUAGUGACAUGUAUACCUUUAACUAGGGUUUGCAUGAAUUUAGCUAACCUGGCUCUAUGUGGGAUACCUUUCUUGGCUGGAUUUUAUUCUAAAGAUUUAAUUUUAGAAGUUGCAUUUAUAAGGGAAGUUAAUAUUUUUAGAUUUUUUUUAUAUGUUUUGAGUACUGGUUUAACAGUAUGUUAUACAUUUCGAUUAAUUUACUAUAGAAUAAGAAGGUUUUCUAAUAUAAGGUCUGUAAUAAUUGUCAGGGAAAACCAUAGAAAAAUGUUAAAAGGAAUAAUGACAUUAAGGGUUGGGGCGGUAACAAGGGGGUGUGUAUUAGCUUGAGUAGUGUUCCCAGAGUUCUAUAUGAUUUGUUUGAGGGUUUCUUUAAAAAUUUUAGCUUUAUUAGUGAGGAGGUUAGGGGCCCUUUUAGGGUAUAUUGUUAACAUGGUUGGAUCAAGGACUAGUUUAAAGACUGUCAAGUUUUAUUCUUAUACUAUGUUUGCAAGGUCUAUGUGGUUUAUGCCGAUUUUGUCGACUUUUAGGGCACCCCGUUGAAGACUAAGGAGUGCGGAGUCUUUUUUUAAGAUUGGAGAUAAAGGUUGGUCAGAAUAUUUUGGGGGUGAGGGAGGAUUUGGCGAGGUGAUAAAAGGUUCUAUUUACUUACAGUUAAGACAAGAUAAUAUGAUUAUAGUUUAUAUAAAAGGAUUUUUUAUUUGAAUUAUUGUCGUGUUUUUUAUUUUUAUUUAA